Metarhizium album ARSEF 1941 is the source of this 1200-nucleotide messenger RNA. Its product is annotated as Peroxisome membrane protein, Pex16. The transcript has 2 exons. Gene Ontology annotation, biological process: peroxisome organization. The coding region runs from base 1 to 1200 and encodes 399 amino acids. The record is from RefSeq and is a predicted model, not a curated record. Gene Ontology annotation, cellular component: peroxisomal membrane. Lineage: Eukaryota; Fungi; Ascomycota; Sordariomycetes; Hypocreales; Clavicipitaceae.
AUGCCUGCCGCCGCAGCGCCAGCGGCACAGAGACCGCGGCCCAGCGUCGGCCAGAUCCUCUCGAUGCCGCCGCAGUGGCUAGCCAUGUACGACGACUUCAUCACCAAGAAUGCCGGCCAGGUAUCGCAGAUUGAGAGCGCCCUGCGAAGCCUGACGUACAUUAUCCCUGGCCGCUUCCGCGACGCCGAAAUCGCCUCGGAAUCCAUACACUCGUUUGUGCAGCUCCUCUCGCUAUACCACGACAAUUUGCUCUCGCGGCCCGUGUCGCAGCUCCCCGUGCCGCCGCCACUGCGGAACGCGCACGCCCGCUACACGCGCUUCUGGUCGCACAAGAGCAAGCUGUACCGCCGCAUCGCCAUGGUGCUCCAGAUGGUGGUCUACACGGAGCUGCUGUGCGAAAUGACGGCCAAGAGGAGGGGCGGGGAGCGCGCGCGGUGGAAAGUCGUGGUGCUGAUAGAGGGCAUCAAGGCCGCCUGCAGGCUGCUCCUGCUGCGGGUGACGCGGUCGCGGCCGCUGGUGACGCCCGUGCUGCCCGAGAGAGAGGCCAUGCCCGAGGAUGAGGGCGAGCAGCAGCAGCAGCAGCAGAAGCAGGAGGAGGAGGACGAAGAGGACGAAGAGGACGGAGGGGACGAAACGCGGCACGAGAGCAAGGCCCGGCUGCCGCCGCACGGCCUCUCCGCAGCAAUGGACGUGAAGCGCCCCCACGAGCGGGAGUGGAAGAUGCCCCGGACGGGCAUGAGUCUGCCGUCGCUGCCGGACCCCGGCGACAUCAGCUCGUACCUGCUGGGCCGCGUGCUCUCCGCCGACGACAUCAAGCCGGCGGCGAAGCUGCUCAACCGGCUGCAGGGGGCGUCGCGCGCCGCCGAGGUGCUGCAUGUCCUGGCGCCGCUGGUGUACGCCGUCGCCCUCGCGCGCAGCGGCAGCAAGACGUCGUGGGCGCCGUGGGCCGUCGGGCUGGCCGUCGAGUGCGCCGCGCGCCAGCUCCGCGACACGAGCCUGCGCACGACGGCGCUCGAGAGGGACGAGUGGCAGAGGCGCGGAUGGGCCAUGGCCUGGUGGGCUAUGAGGGGCGCCUUUUACCACAAUGUCACGGCCGGCGUCGUCGGUGCCGUCACCAGGCGCAUGCCCGGCUUCGUGGCCGGCAUCUUGGACGACUACGAGUACUUGUGGGAGAAUUACUACUUCAGCACCAGUGCCUAG